UCGCAGCGUCCAGGCGGCCGUGCGUGUGGAAGAAAGAAAGAAGAGCCCACUGGGCAGUCAAGUGGCGGAUCGGAUCGGACAGUGUAGGCCGCAGUUUUAUCCGUAUCAAGUGCCCGGUUGUACUUUGGCCCGCGAGGACUGGCCUUGCCGGGUGCAAAACUCACUUGGUUAUUCCAGUGUCCAAGGUACUGCUGCUGGCACUGCCCGCCUAGUCCCUAGUCCGCCGCACCGUCCUCUCCCUCACGGUUUGGGUUUCGUCUGCUUUGACAACUGCCGACCUGACCUGUCACAGAGAGGGACUUGUUCGCCAUGGAACCCGCACAGCCUACGCAAGCCGAAAUCAAGGAACUGCGUGAGCAGCUCUUGAAAAAAGUAGAGGAGGACGGUGCGUCCAUUCCAGGGGGUAUCCAUCCAGCUGAUCUGGCACGAAUCCAGGAUGGUGAUGACUGGCUCCGACGUUUCCUUCUACACAAUGAUCGUGACAUCAAAGAAUCCUUGACGAUGGCAUGGGACACUUGUAAAUGGCGCAAGACUUUCGGCACAAAUGAUUUGAAUGAACAAACCGUGAGGAAGGAUUAUUUGCAAGACGGCAGUAUGUUUAGCUACAGUAGAGAUAAUGAUGGCAAGUCGUUAUUUAUCUUGAAAUGCAAGAAGCAUGUCAAGGGUCAGAGAGACUUGGAAGAAUUGAAGAAAUGUCUCGUCUACUGGUUUGAGCGACUAGAAAGACAAGAUAAAGGUGACAUGAUCACUCUCUUCUUUGAUAUGUCUGAAACUGGCCUAUCUAAUAUGGAUAUGGAUUACACCAAGUACCUGAUUUCAUUGUUCAAGAUGUAUUAUCCCUUUUAUUUGAACUACAUCCUCAUCUUUGAAAUGCCUUGGAUUCUUAACACGGCAUUCAAAAUCAUCAAAACAUGGCUGCCUGAAAAGGCUGUAAAAAAAAUUAAUUUUGUGAACAAAAGCACAUUAAAGAACUUUGUCGAGCCUGAGCGUGCUUUGGCAUCCUGGGGAGGGCAGGAUAAUUAUGAAUUUGUGUUUGUUCCUGAAGAUAGAAAUGGCAAAGGAGAGAAAAAGGUUCAUUUUGCUGAUAAUCAAGCUGACUCCUCUCCUACUUCAGAAACAGCGCAGGCUCUUCCAGGGCUAAAAAUAAAAAUCAGCCCUACGGACCUUAUAGUAUUUAAUGCUGAAGGUUCGGAAUUGACUGGUUCCCUAUCCCUUACAAAUGCCGAUGACAAGAUUAUCUCGUACAAGUUGAAAACAACAUCUCCUGAAACAUACCGUGUGAAACCAUGUUUGGGUGUGUUGAAACCUGGUGCAUCGGUGUCGGUGUCAGUCAUGGUUCAUGCUGGGUUUCAGCUAUCGUCUAUUUCUAAGGACAAGUUUUUGGUAAUGGGGAUGCCCCUCGAAUCUGGCGACAUAUCUAAUCAAGAGUUGUCUGAUCUGUGGAAGAAAGGGCAUUCUGCCACAGAGAUCAAUAGACUAAGAUGUAGCACCACAGGAGGUUCUCCAGCAGACACCAGUAGCCGUAAUGGUGGUAUUCUUGCUAGCUCAUCAGCUUCUUCAGUUGACAAAUUAUCACUAAUGUGUGAUAAUGUGGCAAAGUUGGUUCAGGCAAAUAAAAGACUGGAAACUGAACUUGGUUAUGCAAGAAUUCUUCAAAAUUGCUUAGUCCUCGGUGUUGCCAUGUGUUUGAUUGGUAUUUCUUACUUAAUUUAUGUCAUACAAGGUGUUUCUGAAAUUGAACAGGAGUCUUGCCCUAUAACUCACUAUGCUAAUGCUUAAAUUAGUCAUGGACUAGAAAGUAGCAACACUAUUUUUUCUUACUUUACUUCAGAAAAAAAAUCAUCCAAAUUUUGAAUUAUUGUACUUGUGAAUGAUACUCAUUGUGUUUUAUUGAAGACCUUGAUUAUUAAGAGGUGGGCAAUCCUUUAUUUAUUUGUUGUCUCGAGUGGUACCUGUUAUCUUUGUUAUGUUAAGUCAAUGAUUUUAUAGAUUGUGAACAUGUUUUAGUCCACAGUAGAUUUAUGCUCAUGAGACCUUGUAGUGCUUCCUUGUGGUCUUAGACACUAUGACUGUGUAUUCAAUGCCUUUGGCCUAAGCCCACUUACUAGUAAGCUUUUCUUUUAUGCAGAUGUGAUACAGGAGUUUUUUAGGAAGAAGAAAGUAGGAACAAUUCUACAUUGAAAUGUCUUCCAUGCAUGUACAUUUCUGAUAAAGUCAUAGCUUUAACCAAUCCAACGAAAUAGUUUUCUGUGAUUGUCAUCUGUGACUGUCAUCUGUAAGCUGCUAUGCUCACAAAGCCAUAGAAGUUAGAUUCAUAUUUAUGAGAUAGUUCUCAUGUCACAAACUUACCAACGUUUUUUUGUGGAACAAUGCGACUGAUAAGACUACCUACUUACUUUCGAUGAGCAUAUCGCAUUCUAGGAAUGUUUAAAGAGAAAUGCUUUGUGAAAGGUAGAAACAAUGAAAUUUGACGUUUAAUGCAUUUUGAAAGGUAGCACUGCAAUUUAUUUUUUCACAAGGUCAGCCAACAUGUGUACUUGACACUUAGUACUAAUUGAAGUAGCUUUGACUUAUCAGUCUCAAAAGUAGUAGUUUGAAUUUCUUUUAUAUGUGCAGCUGUAUUAGAUUUUAGUGCAAUCGCUCAAUGAAAACAAGGAAGUAUUGAUUCUAACUGUAACUCAGCACCAGAGCAUUGUUAACUACUUUUUUUUCUUUUUGAUAAUGUUUUGUGAUUAUUCCUCUGUUAAUGUUAGUUUAUAGUCUUUGGAUAAAUAGCCUAUGCAUCACAUGCAUAGCAUCACAAGCACUAAUUGUUAAACUUAGACUGACUCUUGCAAUCUUUUUCAAGUAGGCCAUUUAUAUGUUACUAGUAUACUGAUGCAGCAACAUUCCCUUUAUUUUUUUAUUUUUACUUAUCUAUUUUGAACUUUAAUUUUAUGUUGUUAUAAAUUUAUAUUAGGUUGUUUGAUAUUGUAUAAUGGAUCAGUGAUAAUUUGAAUUUUGCUAUUUAUUGUUGUCUCGUCCUUCCUGGCUGCUCGGCUUCCAUUUUGCAGCUGUAGAUUUUGCCGCAACCAGUGUCGAUUAUUGGUGCUAAUACUGUGCUCUAAAUUAGAUUCUUUCAGUGUUUCCAUAAGUGUGAUAAAGUUUACAAAUGUCUUUCUUGUUACAUAUUUUAGCUUGACUGUAUUUUCAGAAUGCUAGCAAAAAACCAUCAGUUUCAAUGUUAAAAAAAUUAUUUGUACUCCCUCUUGCUUUUAGGAAUUGUAUGUAUUUAUUAUGCAUCACAUUUAGAUGGUUUCUCCUUGUUCUGCUUGUGGUCCAUGAUUUUUAAACUGGUCUCUGUAUUCAAACUUGAUUUUAUUUUCCAAUUUCUAUCUCUUUUUCUAUUGUAAUUUUUGUCAGUGGUAAUUGAACUUUCAACCUUAAAUACCAUUACAUAUUAAUUUUCUACACUAUUUUUCAUAUUCUAUAAUGUGUUAAUGCCUUAGUAGUGUGUAAAUUAACUGUCUCUUCCUACUACAGUCUACAUUAAUCUAAUUAUUUUGUUGAAGAUGUUAAGAAGAUGAAUCCUGUAACUAUGACUUUAAAGUACUUUGUUAUUUUUUGAUGUUUAUGAGGAAUGGAAGCUACCAGUAAACAAUGUGAGUUA
Molecule: messenger RNA, 3649 nt
Organism: Thrips palmi
Lineage: Eukaryota; Metazoa; Arthropoda; Insecta; Thysanoptera; Thripidae
Product: motile sperm domain-containing protein 2-like
Exons: 9
Coding region: 310-1779 (489 amino acids)
Source: RefSeq, a predicted model, not a curated record